Messenger RNA from Melospiza georgiana, 2370 nucleotides. RefSeq names its product nth like DNA glycosylase 1 (gene NTHL1). The transcript is spliced from 5 exons. Gene Ontology annotation, molecular function: DNA-(apurinic or apyrimidinic site) endonuclease activity; oxidized pyrimidine nucleobase lesion DNA N-glycosylase activity; 4 iron, 4 sulfur cluster binding. Lineage: Eukaryota; Metazoa; Chordata; Aves; Passeriformes; Passerellidae. Gene Ontology annotation, biological process: base-excision repair, AP site formation; base-excision repair; nucleotide-excision repair. Gene Ontology annotation, cellular component: nucleus. The coding region runs from base 1291 to 2055 and encodes 254 amino acids. The record is from RefSeq and is a predicted model, not a curated record.
CACAGGUGACAGCAUCCACGGGUGACAGCUCUGGCAGGCACACGAGAACACAGCCUCCCUCGUCCUCCUGCUACCCCUGGAUCUGUCCCACUUGGGAUGUUUCCAGGACAGAAACUGGAUCAGGAUCAGGGCUGGGAUUGGUCCCAGAGGAUGUGAUGAAUGUGAGGGGCAGUGCUGCUUUGUGGAGCAGGCUGGCAGGGCAUGAAGCCAUGUUCUUAUUUUCCUUAAAAAUCUCUGUAGGAGUCCAGGGAAGGUAUCCAGCAAGGUGGCUGUGGAAUGCAGAGGAAUGUGUGGGGCAGGCUUGGAGGGGCAGUGGGAGGCACUGGAGCGGGGAUGUGGGGAUCACAGAGUCCCAGAAUUGAUAGGGUUGGAAAUGACUGGAGACUGACCAAUCCAACCCCAUGGGCUUGGAGCAGCAGGAGCCUCUGGAGUGGGAAUCAUCCAGAGGGGCAGUGGGACGUGCUGGGCUCUGAGGGAGGGCUCUGGAGGACACAGCUGGACAGCCCUGGCACAGGGAAUGCUGUCCUUGCUGCUCCCUGGAGAGAAGGAUGAGCUGUGACCCCGCACCAGGCAGCAUCACACGCUCUCAGCCGCGUGGGCUGGCAGCUCUGGGACCACAUGGAAAUAGCUUCUCUUCCCUGGGGAAGCUGCCUUGCUGCUUCCAAGAAAAAGUGGAUGUUGUAACCCUCAGCUCCUCACACCGUUUCUCUGUACCCCGACAUUAUCCUGUUUCCACACAUGCAGGGAUUUUUCGUGGUGCACCUGGUUUUGCAAGUGAGAAUUGUGUCCCACGUUAUCCAGGGUCAUUGUGGGUUAGUUGCAUCAUCCUCCUCACUCUGGUGGGAUGGAAUCACAUCUGGGAAGAAAGAAUUGGGAAAUAGGAGGUGAUGGCCUGGCUAAACCCUGCGUGGCAACAGCAGAGGAGUUCCUGGGAUUUGUCCUCCUCCUCCCAGUCUCUGUCAUCCCAGUUGUUCAGAUUUGGUUCCCUGAGGAGCUCACUGGAGCCAGACACGAGUUCCUACUGCAGCCUGGUGGGAAAGGGUUGGGAUUUUCAAAAGCUGCUUAGAGCAGACAUUGCAUGAAAAAUCAUUGGCUGUUUGUGCCCGUGCAUCCUGUGGCUCUCCUGGGAAUGCCAUCCUCAGGGAAAGCUAUGUCCAGCCCUUUGUGGCUCAGCACUGUCUUAGGAGUAUUCCAGCAGGCAGAGCUGCUCCCUGCCCUCUCACAGGUACUGACAGCUGAGCUUGAAGGGAUUUCUUUUCUCCCUUUAUUGUGUGGUGGAAUUAGAAGGUUAUGGAUUAUUCCUGUUGGUUAUGGAUUAUUCCUGUUGGGUAUGGAUUAUUCCUGUUGGGUAUGGAUUAUUCCUGUUGCAGUAUUCCAGUCUCCUGGAGGCAGAUUAGGCUGAAGAGUGGGAGCACACCCUGCCCUGAGGGUGGUGCAGAGCUGCUGGAUCCCCCAGGGGUAUCUCAGUGUCCCCUGUGUCCCCUGUGUGCCCAGGUGAGGCGGUACCAGGUGCUGCUGGCCCUGAUGCUCUCCAGCCAGACCAAGGACCAGGUGACGAGCGCUGCCAUGCUGCGCCUGCGCCGGCGCGGCCUCACCGUGGACAGCGUGCUGCAGAUGGACGAGGAGAGCCUGGGCCACAUCAUCUACCCCGUGGGCUUCUGGAGGAACAAGGUGAAGUACAUCAAGCAGACCACGGCCAUCCUGAAGCAGAAAUACGGAGGGGACAUCCCAAGCACUGUGGAGGAGCUGGUGCAGCUGCCAGGAGUUGGGCCCAAAAUGGCCCAUCUGGCCAUGCACAUUGCCUGGGACAGCGUGGCUGGCAUAGCUGUGGACACCCACGUGCACAGGAUCUCCAACAGGCUCCAGUGGGUGAAGAAGGAGACCAAGAGCCCCGAGCAGACUCGGGUGGCACUGGAGGAGUGGCUGCCCAGGGACCUCUGGAAGGAGAUCAACUGGCUCCUGGUGGGCUUUGGGCAGCAGACCUGCCUGCCUGUGAGCCCUCGCUGCAGCCAGUGCCUCAACCAGGACAUCUGCCCUGCUGCCAAGAGACCCUGAGGGACCAUCCAGCCUUGGCAGAGCCACAGAGCUGCUUGGGCCUGGCACGGGGCUGGCAGUGUGGCUGCAGGGACAGGAGCCUGCUCAGCAGCUCCAGGAACAGCCACUGGCCACGGCUCAGCUCUGCAGAGGGAAAAGGGGCUUGGAGAGGCAGCAACCCUGCUGGGACAGAGCUGCACGCUCCAGCCUGGCUGAAUGGCUGAGCACAGCCCAGCUGUGCCACUCUGAGUCACUGCAGGGAAAAGCUUUGUCCUCGGGGAGCUGCUGCUGCUGCUUGUAAAUAUUGUUUAAUAAAGGUGGUGAGGGCUUUUUGCA